UAGAUUUGGUCCUCCACAAAAAUGCUUUAGAUUCCAUUUUAAAUGACAUGUAAUCACAUGACAACAGGACCAAAAAAGGAACACUUUUGGAGUGUUUAAGCCUUCUCUUUGCUUCUUUUCAGACAAUAUUCUUGGGGAAACUACAGUGUAUAAAUGAUUCUUGAGAAGUGCUCAGUUGCUUGGAAACCCAUGGCAACACUGUCCACGGCACACCAGCAGGCCUCCAAGCCGAGGGUGUUCUUUAUCAGCUCAGUGAAAGGCGCCACCUCUUAAAAAGACUUUAUUUAACUGAGACUAAAAGCACUGAAAGAAACUGGCACUAAAACAAGGCUGUUUGUCCCCAAAUACAAAAGUAACACUUGCGGAAUUUUCCGUUCCCAUUCACCAAUCCACAUUUGCAUUCACUAAUUAAGGGACACACUGUGAUUAUUUUACACAGAUUAUUAUAGUCGUUAUUCGUAUUUCAGCAUGUUGUCCAAACCUACAUUCUGCAGUUGUUUAUGUGAGGAUUGCAGGAUAUUGUGAAACAUUAAAUGUCAGAUCCUUCUUCUGCACAGUCGUGUAAUUCGGGUACUCAGAAGUAGCUCUUAAAUUAUGUCCCCAGCUCUGCUGCACGAUUACACCUAGGCUUUCCUUUAGCUUUGUUGUUACUGUUUAGCAAGAAGUGUAGAUGAGUGCUGCUGACUCCUUUUCUGUAGUACAGUAAGACUCUUAGUGUAAAGUCUUGUUGAUUUACUAAUGCUUUUACUUUUACUGUAAAUCCUCUCCAUUAUCGCUGUUCCCACGUUGAACUGAAGGUGCUACGUUGCCAGGAGAUGGAAUUGCUGAUUGGUGAGAGUAUGAGACAAGAGUCCUCCCCCACAUCCUCAUCUCAUAUCCUCACUCUGUGUGAGUUGAAGAGGUGGUGAGGAUAAGUACUUGCCCACCUUCCUUGUUCUCUCUGUGUAAACUAGCCUCGGCCUCGCUGCUGUAGUCCUGCAUUCAGGCCUGACCACAUGACUGAGGACAACUGAGAAAGGAUCUGUACAGAGGGGUUAGUUCUGAGGGGAUUCGAGAUGCAAGACAACUUAGACAGGAUUUUAUUCUAUGCUACAUCCUCCUUGACAUGUGAACACUGAAAAUCUCAUGGUUAUUUAAGUGAAGAAGCAAUUAGGUUGUCAGUGUUGCUGUGUGAGAGUUUGUGUUCUGGGUCUGCUUCAUGUAAAAGGGUUGUCCUAUGAAUGUCUGGAGCCGCCCACAGAGCUGUCUGGCUGCCAGAUGUACGGUACUUCUCCGCUUCCCCCACGGGAGCUCCAACUUCAACUCUGCUGGAAGAGGUCUGAAAUGAAGAAGCAAAAAGCAAAGGAUAUCGGGACAACCGGCAGAUCCUCUGUGCGGAUUAUGGGCACUACUGCUAGUGCAGGGUCUCAGCCUGCAUCAGUGACUCCUACACAUCUAAUUGAUCAGCAAGCUGGUGACAUAGCAGAAGACAAGCGCUCUGUGAGCACCAGCUCUUUGCAGACUCUGAACAUUCCCAACAGCAAGGCCAAGUCCAUUAUCACAAACAAGGUGGCCCCCGUUGUUAUCACGUAUAACUGCCGAGAAGAGUUUCAAAUUCAUGAUAGUAUCCUCUCAGCUAACUACUCUGUAGGAAAAAUAUCUGAUACACUGCCCGAACAUUACCUAGUGCUGGGGGAGUUUUUUAUGGUGCAGGAUGUGAACAGUGGAGCAGAUGUCUUGAACACUACAGGAAGCUACGGGGCCCCUAACUUCCGGAAAGCAAAGGAAAACUACCCUCUGUUUGGAAUGGGCCAGGCCAGCCUGAACGGCUUCAAACAGCUCCUCCAGAGGCUAGAGAGUGAAGCUUAUGAGGAAGUGAUAUUCUUCUGUGUGCGGGAAGAACCUGUUGUUUUCCUGCAUGUGGAUAAAGACUUUAUUCCAUACACUCCCAGGAGGAAAGAAAACCUCAAUGAAAACCUUAAUGACCUGAGAUUUUUGGCCAGAGCAGAGCAGCUAGAGCUCUCUAUCAGAAAAGAGUUGUGUGACUUUGCUAAACUCGGUGAGAACAUCUUCUAUGUUUACAAUGACACCGAAAGCUUCAAAGAUGAGCCACAACAUGUCAAGAUUAUGUCUGAGGAGGACAUACAUGUAACCGAGGAGGUUUACAGAAGACCACAGUUCAUUUUGUCUUCUUACAGAUAUUACAGACUUCCAUUACCUACAGAAGGAGCACCACUGGAGGAGGAUUUUGAUGCUUUUGUAAAUGUGCUUAGGAAAUGUCCUAGCUUAUCAAUAUUGCGUGAUAGCUCCAGGCCUCUGCCUGCAAUGCUAUUCAGCUGCCAGGUGGGAGUAGGGCGAACCAACCUCGGCCUUAUCCUUGGAGCACUAGUCUUUCGUCAUCUACACAAGACAGCUAAUAACACCAGGGAAGAGGACGCACCCGUCAAACAGCAGCCAGAGUUUCAAGUCAUUCAGAAUCUGAUCAGUUGUCUCCCCAACGGUCAACAAGUGCUUGAUGAGGUCAACAGAGCUAUUGAAAUGUGUUCAGAAAUGCACAAUGUCAAGGAUGCAAUAUAUGAAAAUAAAAGAAAAAUGGAAGCAGUUUUUGAGGAUUACCAGAUAAAAGGAAGCAGUACAAAGGCAUAUUUCUUGCAAAGGACCCUGCAGAGUCUUGAGUCUUAUUUCUAUUUAAUAGUGUUUAAUGCAUAUCUUCAUGAUCAGUAUCCGCAGAUGUUUGCCCAGAGUUUCAGUCAGUGGCUUUGUGUGAAUGCAUGGAUCUACAGGCUCCUUGGUAAUAUGAACUGUUCUGAGCUCUUAGCACCAGCCAGCCUAGUCACUGAUGGAACCAGGAUACUGGUGGCCAGUGAGUUUUUGGCACCAGAUGUACUUGGUACAGCCAAGGAAAUGAGGGUGGCCAACUUCAGACGAGUUCUUAAGACAUCUGUGUAUGGUAUGGCCCAGCCAAACUCUGAGGGUGUUUCUGUUGUGUUAUCUUACCUCACGGAUGAGCGACGGAAGCAUUCCAGCAUUGUAUGGGUGAAUCUGCAAGAGGAACUGAUUCUGGAAGGUAAUGGGCAGAUGUUCACCACUCGAGAGCCAAGCAGUCUGGAGCAACCAAUCCAAGUGUGUGUGCAGAACUCACAACAACAUGAGAUGCUAGAGCUGGCACUAAAGGAGGAAAUUCUCAAGUCUGAGAAGUGGCUUGAGGUAGUGAUUGAACAGGAGAAGCAGAUGAGAAUGCUGAAAAGCUGUCAUACUGUCCAGGAUGUCUUUGCCAACCAAAAGAGCUUUCACCCAGGCCUCACGUAUCAGCGUAUCCCUCUUACUGAUUGUUCUGCUCCGAACGAGGAGUUUUUUGACCGGCUAUUAGAGACCAUGAAGAGCAGUCUUGGUCAGGAUCCCAGCUCAGCUUUUAUCUUCAACUGCAGUGAUGGGAAAGAGCGAACCACCACUGCUAUGGUCAUCGCAACGCUUACUCUCUGGCACUUCAAUGGCUUUCCUGACUGUGUGGAUGAAGAAAUUGUAAGUGUCCCUGAUGCAAAGUACACAAAAGGAGAGUUUGAGGUGGUGAUGCAGGUGGUCAGACUGCUACCUGAUGGUCACCGUAUGAAAAGAGAGGUGGACAUGGCACUAGACGCUGUCAGUGAGACUAUGACUCCAAUGCAUUACCACUUACGGGAGAUCAUUAUAUGUUCAUAUAAACAGAUCAAAACAGCAAAAUCAGAAACUGAACUGCAGCAGUUACGUCUGAGAAGCCUGCAGUACCUGGAGCGCUAUAUUUAUCUCAUCUUAUUCAACAGCUACCUCCACCUGGAGAAGAAAGACUCCUGGAGAAGACCAUUCAGCCUGUGGAUGUACCAGGUGGCAGCACGAGCUGGCAUCUAUGACAUCCUCAACCAGCUGGGCUUCCUUGAGUUUGAAGCAUCUAAGACUUGUCCACUGGCUAGACUACGCUACCGCUGGAGACAAUAUAACGCUUAUUCACUGCCCAUCCGUGGAGAGCUCGUCUAACGAAAUGCUAGUUUUUUUUUUUUGUUUGUUUGUUUUUUACAGAUGAUUGAGAUUGGACUGGUUAACUAUUCGGGACACUAUUUUAGGUUUGAUGAGCAGUCAGGUUAUUUGAGCAAGACCCUUAACCCCCUAACUGCUAGGCUCAAACAUCACUUUGAAUGAAUGUGCCUGUAAAAGUGAAUAAAUGUAAAUCAUGUUUCUCAACAAAAUGAUGAUUAUUCCUUGAUGUAUGAAAAGGAAUUAAAAUUCUGAGGUUGUGUAAA
Molecule: messenger RNA, 4253 nt
Organism: Tachysurus fulvidraco (yellow catfish)
Lineage: Eukaryota; Metazoa; Chordata; Actinopteri; Siluriformes; Bagridae
Gene: pald1b
Product: phosphatase domain containing paladin 1b
Exons: 22
Coding region: 1258-3990 (910 amino acids)
Source: RefSeq, a predicted model, not a curated record